AGUAAGUGGCGGUAAUGCAACAUUUAUUGGAUGCCAACCACCGUUAAACCUCAUCGAAGAAGAAGAAGGAAAAGGAGGAGGAGGCUAUGAUGAAAACGACCACACCUUCCCAUAUUGUGCAAUCUUGUUGGGGCGGAGUCGUUUCAAGAGGCGGUCAACCAACACAAGGAAAGCCACCCACAGCACUGGCUGCAUGAACUCGUAACUUGUAUUUUAACGAGAGUGAUUAUUAUUUGACUUCAUUUCUCCAGUCGAGGUUGAUCCGUAUUCCACCGCUGCCAUGUCGGAUUUAGAGAGACUGAAGAUGACGGGCGCUGGGAAAGCUAUCGCCUUGUUGACAAGUGGUGGAGAUGCACAAGGAAUGAAUGCAGCUGUCCGCGCUGUGACCCGGAUGGGGAUAUUUGUUGGAGCCAAGAUGUAUCUCGUAUAUGAGGGCUACCAGGGUCUGGUGGAUGGAGGGGACAACAUCAAGCUGGCCCACUGGCAGAGUGUCACCAACAUCAUACAGCAGGGUGGCACGGUGAUCGGCAGUGCUCGCUGUAAGGUGUUCACCACGAGGAACGGUCGCCUGGCAGCAGCCUUUAACCUGGUGAAGAGAGGCAUCACCAAUCUGUGUGUGUGUGGAGGAGACGGCAGCCUCACCGGAGCCAACAUCUUCAGGAGCGAGUGGAGUGGACUGCUGGCUGAAUUGGUUCAGAAAGGCCGGAUCACCGACACCCUAGCGAAACAGCAUGAUCACCUGAACAUCGUAGGGUUGGUUGGAUCUAUAGACAACGACUUCUGUGGGACAGACAUGACCAUAGGCGCUGACUCCGCUCUGCAUCGCAUCAUGGAGAUAGUGGACGCCAUCACUACCACCGCACAGAGCCACCAGCGUGCCUUUGUCCUGGAGGUCAUGGGACGGCACUGUGGGUAUCUAGCGUUGGUGUCCGCUCUGGCCUCCGGAGCAGACUGGCUCUUCAUCCCAGAGGCUCCACCAUUAGAGGGCUGGGAGGACCUCAUGUGUGCCCGCUUGGAGCAUAGUCGCAGUAAGGGCUCCAGACUGAACAUAGUAAUCAUCGCUGAAGGAGCCAUCAACAGAGCUGGUGAACCCAUCUCUUCAAGCUACGUCAAGGAUCUGGUAGAGAAGAGGCUGGGCUAUGACACCCGGGUCACUGUCCUAGGUCAUGUACAGCGAGGGGGAACACCCUCCGCCUUCGACCGGGUGCUGAGCAGUAAGGUAGGAGUGGAGGCUGUAGUCGCUCUGUUAGAGGCCACUCCAGAGACUCCGGCCUGUGUCAUCGGCCUGUCAGGAAACCAGGCUGUCCGCCUGCCUCUUAUGGAGUGUGUACAGAUGACUAAAGAGGUUCAGAAGGCCAUGAAUGAAAAGAGGUUUGAUGAAGCCAUCCAACUGAGAGGAAGGAGCUUCGAGAACAACUGGAACAUGUACAAACUGCUAGCCUUUCAGAAGCCUGCUGUUACCAAGAGCGACCACACGCUGGCGGUGCUGAAUGUGGGCGCUCCGGCAGCAGGGAUGAAUGCAGCGGUCCGCUCGGCUGUCAGGGUGGCGCUGGCCUACGGUCACAAGGUCUACUCUGUCAACGACGGCUUCGAGGGGCUGGCCAACGGCGCGGUGACAGAGAUGGAGUGGCAUGGUGUGGCUGGAUGGACAGGCCAGGGUGGAUCUCUUCUGGGGACUAAACGAACCCUUCCCAGUACCUGCAUGCAGAAGAUCGUGGACACCAUCAACAAGCAUAAAAUCCAGGCUCUGCUGAUCGUUGGGGGAUUUGAGGCGUACGAGGGCGUGCUGGAGUUAUAUGAUGCUCGUAGUAGUUUUGACGAGUUGUGUAUCCCCAUGGUGGUGAUCCCCGCCACCAUAAGUAAUAACGUACCCGGGACAGACUUCAGUCUGGGGGCAGACACGGCUGUCAAUGCUGCCAUGGAGAGUUGUGAUAAGAUUAAGCAGUCGGCUACGGGGACCAAGAGAAGGGUGUUCGUAGUGGAAACUAUGGGAGGCUACUGUGGUUACCUGGCAACCUACGCCGGUAUCGCUGUGGGAGCGGACGCUGCUUACAUCUUCGAGGACCCCUUCAACCUCCAGGACCUAAAGACUAACGUGGAGCAUCUCGCAGAGAAGAUGAAGGAAGACAUCCAGAGGGGUCUGGUGCUGAGGAAUGAGAAGUGUCACCUUCACUACACCACUGAUUUCAUCCACAAGCUGUAUUCUGCCGAAGGGAAGGGCAUCUUCGACUGUAGGGUCAACGUGCUGGGGCACCUCCAGCAGGGAGGUGCACCAACACCCUUCGACAGAAACUGUGGCACCAAGCUGGGUGUGAAGGCUGUGCAGUGGCUCACAGAGAAGAUGAUCAACAACUUCAGACAAGGUCGUGUGUUCGUCAACGACCCAGACACAGCGUCUGUCAUCGGCUUCAGUAAGAAGGUCCUGUCCUUCAUCCCUGUGACUGACCUUAAGGCACAGACUGACUUUGAGCACCGGAUGCCCAAGGUCCAGUGGUGGCAGAACCUGCAUCAGAUUCUGAAGAUGUUGGCCAAGCACCAGACCAGCUUCAGCGAGUACGUCCCUGGAGAGAUGGAACAUGUGACCCGACGCUCUCUCAGCAUAGACACCGGCUUCUAGAACACAUACUAACCUGGACUAUAGACACUGGCUUCUAGAACACAUACUAACCCUGGACUGGAGACACUGGCUUCUAGAACACAUACUAACCUGGACUACCUAGACAUCAGGCCCUUGUUAUAUCUGUACUGUGUAACAUGUCGUCUAGUACACCAGAUAAAACCGCUGUGUAACAUGUCGUCUAGUACACCAGAUAAAACCGCUGUGUAACAUGUCGUCUAGUACACCAGAUAAAACCACUGUGUAACAUGUCGUCUAGUACACCAGAUGAAACCACUAUUUGGUCUAUACUGGUUUAAAGGCUAUUCUGAUCACUAUUUGGUCUAUACUGGUUUAAAGGCACCUUAUUCUUUGCAAUUGUAAUGAAAAUGUUGUGUUGUGUGACAAUCAAGCUGUCUUGUCAUCUUGUGGGACCAACACAUUUACGUUUUGUGGGACCAACACAUUUACGUUUUGUGGGACCAACACAUUUACGUUUUGUGGGACCAACACAUUUACGUUUUGUCAUCUUGUGGGACCAACACAUUUACGUUUUGUCAUCUUGUGGGACCAACACAUUUACGUUUUGUGGGACCAACACAUUUACGUUUUGUGGGACCAACACAUUUACGUUUUGUGGGACCAACACAUUUACGUUUUGUCAUCUUGUGGGACCAACACAUUUACGUUUUGUCAUCUUGUUGGACCAACACAUUUACGUUUUGUCAUCUUGUGGGACCAACACAUUUACGUUUUGUCAUCUUGUGGGACCAACACAUUUACGUUUUGUCAUCUUGUGGGACCAACACAUUUACGUUUUGUCAUCUUGUGGGACCAACACAUUUACGUUUUGUGGGACCAACACAUUUACGUCUUGUUGGACCAACACAUUUACGUCUUGUUGGACCAACACAUUUACGUCUUGUUGGACCGACACAUUUACGUCUUGUUGGACCAACACAUUUACGUCUUGUGAUCUUGUGGGACCAACACAUUUACGUCUUGUGGGACCAACACAUUAAUUUUUGUGGGACCAACACAUUUACGUUUUGUCAUCUUGUGGGACCAACACAUUUACGUUUUGUCAUCUUGUUGGACCAACACAUUUAUGUUUUGUCAUCUUGUGGGACCAACACAUUUACGUCUUGUGGGACCAACACAUUUACGUUUUGUGAUCUUGUGGGACCAACACAUUUACGUCUUGUCAUCUUGUGGGACCAACACAUUUACGUUUUGUGGGACCAACACAUUUACGUUUUGUGAUCUUGUGGGACCAACACAUUUACGUCUUGUGGGACCAACACAUUUACGUCUUGUGGGACCAACACAUUUACGUCUUGUGGGACCAACACAUUUACGUCUUGUGGGACCAACACAUUUACGUCUUGUGGGACCAACACAUUUACGUCUUGUGGGACCAACACAUUUACGUUUUGUUAUCUUGUGGGACCAACACAUUUACGUCUUGUCAUCUUGUUGGACCAACACAUUUACGUUUUGUCAUCUUGUGGGACCAACACAUUUACGUUUUGUGGGACCAACACAUUUACAUUUUGUCAUCUUGUGGGACCAAUACAUUUACGUUUUGUCAUCUUGUGGGACCAACACAUUUACGUCUUGUGGGACCAACACAUUUACGUUUUGUUAUCUUGUGGGACCAACACAUUUACGUCUUGUCAUCUUGUUGGACCAACACAUUUACGUUUUGUCAUCUUGUGGGACCAACACAUUUACGUUUUGUGGGACCAACACAUUUACAUUUUGUCAUCUUGUGGGACCAAUACAUUUACGUUUUGUCAUCUUGUGGGACCAACACAUUUACGUUUUGUCAUCUUGUUGGACCAACACAUUUACGUCUUGUCAUCUUGUGGGACCAACACAUUUACAUUUUGUCAUCUUGUUGGACCAACACAUUUACGUUUUGUCAUCUUGUGGGACCAACACAUUUACGUUUUGUCAUCUUGUUGGACCAACACAUUUACGUUUUGUCAUCUUGUGGGACCAACACAUUUACGUCUUGUUGGACCAACACAUUUACAUUUUGUCAUCUUGUGGGACCAACACAUUUACGUCUUGUUGGACCAACACAUUUACGUUUUGUCAUCUUGUAGGACCAACACAUUUACGUUUUGUCAUCUUGUGGGACCAACACAUUUACGUUUUGUCAUCUUGUGGGACCAACACAUUUAUUCAUUUAUUUUACCUGUUAUUUAACCUGGUAUUGCCAUGUUUGUGCCUACAUGUAAACCUGAACAAAUCACUGACAUCUAUACAGUCAAUGUAGAACACUGGAAAUCAGCUAUUACUAUUCUGGAUGUGUCUGUCUGUACAAGAUGUGUGGAAUAGCAAUAGUCGCCAAAAUAGAAAUGUGAAUUAAUGUCAUUGUGAUUAAAGAUGCAAUAUAAAGUAAUGUCAUAAAUAAAAACAUUUGAAAGUUC
Messenger RNA from Salvelinus namaycush (lake trout), 5034 nucleotides. RefSeq names its product ATP-dependent 6-phosphofructokinase, liver type-like. Lineage: Eukaryota; Metazoa; Chordata; Actinopteri; Salmoniformes; Salmonidae. Gene Ontology annotation, cellular component: cytoplasm; membrane; 6-phosphofructokinase complex. Gene Ontology annotation, biological process: fructose 6-phosphate metabolic process; canonical glycolysis; fructose 1,6-bisphosphate metabolic process. The transcript has 22 exons. Gene Ontology annotation, molecular function: identical protein binding; ATP binding; monosaccharide binding. The coding region runs from base 281 to 2617 and encodes 778 amino acids. The record is from RefSeq and is a predicted model, not a curated record.